AUGCUGUGUCAGCGUCUUCGACACAAAGUGCCUUUCCGGCAAGAAAAUAAAGUUAACCAUUUUCGCUUUCGAAAUCGAGAUAAAAUUCGCUAUUAUGCUAUUCGUCUUACUCGAAACUUUAACUCUAUUGCAUCAAAGUCAAGAGAAGAGCAACGAGAGCUCAUAAUUGGUUACGUCAAAAGACUCUUCAGUGGGGAUUCCGAGGGUCGAAAUCCUCUUCUCAAGAGGCGCAAUCUUCCAGAGUCUUUCUUUGAACCAGAAUCUGGGGAUGAAAGCACUGAUAUGCCCGAAGACCUCAAGAUUAUGGUGAAACAUGUUCGCCUACUAACAUACCUUGGCCGAGAUGUUGUCCAGAAUCUUGCAGAUGUUAUUAGCACCAAAGAGUUAGAAGCCGGAUCCUAUCUUUUUCGUGAUGGGGAUCUUGAGGAUAAAAUAUUUGUAGUCAAAAGCGGUCGCAUAGAUUUGAAAGUUACAGAUGAGGACGAUUAUUCAACAGUUAUCCACGAGGUUACAAGUGGUGGAAAUCCCUACAGUUUAAUGGCUAUUUUGGACGUGAUGAAUAAUCGAAAAUCAACAUAUCAUCAUAUUGAUGCCGUUGCCAAAACUAGAAGCAAGGUCAUUUUUGUAGCAAUUUCAGAUUUGAUCAAAGUAUGUCGUGAUCAUCCACCAGCUAAUCUUCGACUUGCCCAAAUGAUUGUUAUCCGUUUACAUCGGGUUACGUUUUCGGCUCUUCACUACUUCUUCGGUCUGGAUAAGGAAUUAUUUAGCCAGGAUCGUCAGACCUUUGUAAAGGGCUCAGCAGUAAAAUCUUUGUUAAGCCAAAUCGGUCUUGAAACUGGCACAGCUAGGCGCAGGAGCGGUAGUAGGAGCGGUCAUGAAAAAUUAAAAGCUGUCAUCACGAUGCCCACUGGAACACCAAAUGCCGAUCACCUGAUGCCGCCUUCCAAGCCCACAAACACUGGAAGUAAAAAAUCUGCCAGGACUUCAAGGCCAAGGGAUUUUUCCUCUGAAAAGCACCUUGAUGCUAAUCCCAAUAGCCUCGAGGUGGUCGGUACGUUGGUGUCUGCAAAUUCUGUCACAAAGCUCCUUGAACUUGGCGAAGCUGCCACUGCAAAUAAACUGUGUACUAAUCGCAAGGAUUCUGUCGGAUUAACUCCUUCUGCUCAAAGGGCACUAAUUAGAGCUGCCGAAAAGGAUCUUGCACGACUUUUUGGCAUCCCUGAAGGAUCAACAGCUUUCAAUGAUGGUAUGCUAACUCUUACUGAGGUGUCAAAGGGAGAAUUCAUUUCGAAAGAGGGAGAACUCCAAUCCUCUCUGUACUAUAUCCUCUCGGGAGGCUUUGUGAUUACUCAAGUUCCCUCAGUUGCUGGUCCCGGUUCUACAUCGCCUGUGCCAGUUCUUCACACUUCACCUGGUGAAUUUGUUGGUCUAAUGGGUUUGAUCACAGGAGAGGCCAAUAACUGCAACGCACAAGCCAUAACAGCUUCUUAUGUCGCAGUCCUUGGACGAGAUGAUUUCUUCCGUCUGGUUAGAGCUUAUCCUCAAGUUCUUAUCAACGCUGCUUAUCUUGUUAACCGAAAACUCUCACGCCUACUCAGAAUUGCAGAUUUCGCUCUUGAAUGGCAUGGUGUUGGCGCAGGAAAGGUUCUCUAUAAACAAGGCGACAGUUCAAACUACAUCUAUGUGGUACUCAAUGGCCGUUUCCGUGAGUUUCAUACAAAUCCUGACGGUACUCACAAUGUUAUUGCCGAAUCUGGUCGUGGAGCCUUCUUGGGGUACAUUGAAGUGACUAGUGCCAAACCUAGGAUGAAUACGGUCCUCGCUAUUCGUGAUUCGGAAGUUGUGAAGAUUCCCUCAAUCCUCCUCAACUGGCUCAAGCGUCUGACCCCUCAUCCAGUUAGUCGUUUCAUCCAACUUCUGUCCGAUCGUUUAAUGCAGCCAACUAGCUAUGGAAUUCUUGAAGGCGGUCAGACUUCCUUCGUGCCAUUCACAGCAGGUCCCGGUACCGACUUUGGUGUCGGAGGAGUUCUUCAACAUUCUCAGCUCAACGCGGCUGGAAGUGGGGGAGUAAUGACGAAUCUUCGCGCGAUUGCUAUUCUCCCCACUUCACCGGAUAUCAAUACGGAAGCAUUCACGUUGGAGCUGCAGCAUGCUGUGUCUGUAUUUGGAUCGACAGUUCGACUCACUUCCGACAUUGUCAAGAAACGUCUAGGAGACCAUGCUUUUGAGUCCCUUAAUGAGUACCGCCUCUGCUCUUGGCUGAGUCAUCAGGAAGAUCUCCAUCGAAUGGUAUUUUACAUCACCGAUGGCCCUGGUACACCGUCCACAGCCUGGACACGUCGGUGUCUUAGACAAGCUGACUGCGUCGUCCUAUUAGCUCUUGCCUCAUCCUCUGAUCCAACUCGUCUAUCUCCAGUCGAACAAGCCAUGAAUUAUCUCUCAACAAAGGUCACUAAGAUCCUUGUUCUUCUCUAUCCUCUAGAGACUGAGUACCCACCUGUAAAACGGACGGCAGCGUGGUUGAAUGCACGCCCUUGGGUCACCCAACACUACCAUAUCAGAUGUCCUCCUCGUGUGCUUAAUCCGACGGUGAAAAACUUGAUAUCAUUUUACAGCAAAGUAUUCCUCAUGGAGGCGCCAAAUCCUCACUCGGAUAUGUCGAGAUUGGCGAGAUAUCUCACCGGACAGGCUAUUGGGUUGGUUCUUGGAGGUGGUGGCGCUAAAGGAGGCGCUCACGUUGGUGUUAUUCGUGUUCUUCAAGAAGCCGGUAUCCCUGUGGACAUGGUGGGAGGAACAAGUAUUGGCGCCUUGAUCGGAGCAAUGUGGGCCGAAGAGACUCGUGUUGCCCAACUCUCCCAACGCUCCCGAGACUUUGCCAUUGUCUUCAAAUCUAUCUGGCCAAAACUACGGGAUAUUACAUAUCCUACCGUUUCCCUUUUCUCUGGCUAUGAAUUCAACGCCCAUAUUGAAGCGACUUUUAAAGAUCGUCAAAUUGAAGACCUCUGGUUGCCUUACUUCUGCAUAACAACUGACAUCAGCAAUUGCAAGAUGCGUGUGCACACAAGUGGCUCGCUUUGGCGCUACGUUCGAUCGAGUAUGUCUCUGUCAGGCUAUAUGCCACCGUUAUGUGAUCCGGUAGAUGGCAGUUAUCUCCUUGACGGGGGAUAUGUCAACAAUGUGCCCGCUGAUGUAAUGUCUGCCCUUGGUGCAAAAACAAUAUAUGCUGUCGAUGUUGGCUCGGUCUAUGAAACAAAUCUCACAAACUAUGGGGACUGGCUUUCCGGCUGGUGGUUAAUCUAUCAGAGAUUCUUUCGAUGCUGGGGACCACCCAUCAAGGUUAGCUCCAAUCUAUUCUCUUUAAAUCUCUUCUAUUUAUUCGGUGUAGAAGAUAAUGUUGUGAAAGGUAUUGGAUUCAAGCGGGUUCCAAACUUCACAGAAAUUCAGUCUCGACUGGCAUACAUCUCCUGUAUUCGUCAAUUAGAGGAGGUGAAAGCCAGUGGUAUCUGCCACUAUCUUCGACCACCGAUCGAUAAAUUCCAGACCCUCCAAUUCGCCGCUUUUGAGGAGAUUGUGGCAAGUUCUGUUGGAUAUAACUACGGCAAGGAGGUUUUGUCCUCUUGGAAUGAAACUGGUGAAUUCCAAAAGAUGAUCCCUGCUCUCUACAAACGCGCCAGAUCAAACAGUGUACUCUCAACUGGUUUAGGAUCUAGUAGCUUCCAUAGGAAGUCUCGUUCUAUUUCAUGCGGUAUUGCUAAAUCAGAUGACCGUGGUGGCACACCGGCUAAGGACAGUGCAGGGAAACAGAAAUCGCGUUUGUUCAAUUCUGAUAAUGUUGAAGUUCCUAUUAAACGACGGCGUGGAAGUCUUCAGAAUCUCUCACCCAAACAUUCCAUGGAAUCGACUGAAGAUCGUAUCCUUCCAGAUUUCGAUGGAGAAUGGUGCAAGACAUGGCUUCGACUUCACCCCGAACGUAUUUCCCACCUAGCGAUGGGUUCCACUGCUUUCGACAAACCCGAAGAUACCAAUGUUCUUUCCAUGGCCGAGCAGUGGCUCUAUGCUUCCUCAGGAUCCAUCAAAGACAAACGCAGUCAGUACCAUCACCAUGGACAUCAUCAUUUCAAACGAUUUGCCGACCUCACAAAGUCAGCUACUUUCACAAACUCCGACUCUGACUUAGAAGUACCUCAUGAGACUGCAGAUCGUGUUUCAGAUGAUGACUUCCUUGUCACUGCCUCAGAUCCAGAAUUCUCCUACGCUCGUUUCACAGAAGGGUCUCGCGUUGCCGGGUCUCAACCUGAACGUCGUAGUCGACACCGAAGGGCGAGUAUCUCCAAUUUAGUUCAGUCUGACAUUCAACAAGACGACCUGAGAGUUGAUACUAGAGAAGUUGAUGAAAAUGAAAAUGGCCUGGAAAACGAUCCUGCUGCAGUUGCUGUCGUGAAACCGAAACGACAUCGACUUCAUCAUAGAAGCUCUUUGAAUAGACUCUCCGGAAGGCAUUCCGAACCGCCCUCCAUGUCAAGAAUAGCCGAUUCGCGGGAAACUCGAUUCUAG
Rodentolepis nana is the source of this 4554-nucleotide messenger RNA. The record is from the annotation of a GenBank genome assembly. NCBI's taxonomy places the organism in Eukaryota, Metazoa, Platyhelminthes, Cestoda, Cyclophyllidea, Hymenolepididae.